Manacus vitellinus (golden-collared manakin) is the source of this 1931-nucleotide messenger RNA. RefSeq names its product HORMA domain containing 2 (gene HORMAD2). The transcript has 13 exons. Lineage: Eukaryota; Metazoa; Chordata; Aves; Passeriformes; Pipridae. The coding region runs from base 357 to 1460 and encodes 367 amino acids. The record is from RefSeq and is a predicted model, not a curated record.
GGACCUGGCCCCAGAUGGGGCCCAGCCACUCAAAAAAAACCCCAGAGACACCCCCAAACCAGACUUUUAACCCCAUCUUUGGAGCCAUGGCAUCUUUUAGGGGCUGUGAUGCCUCACAUCUCCCACAUCAGGCACGAGGGGCAGGGCUGGGGGGGUGCAGGGCUGAGGGGGCAAAGUCCCGCAAGGAUGGGGUUUCCUGAGGGUGAGGGUUGGUUUUUCCCAUUUAAUAUUAAUUUCCUGAUAUUUGGUGAUAAAGUCGCUGCCAAGUUGGUUGAGCAUUGGAGUUCCAGGGUGCCUUCUGUCCCCUCCAGCCCAGCGUUUAGUUACAAGUGGAAGGCAGGUCUUUGAAAUACAGGAUGGCUACUCAGCAGCUAGUCAGGCAAAAGAAGAAGUCCUCUAAGGAAGCAGUGCUGUUCCCGGAUGCCAUGGCCACGGAGCCGCAGUCUCUGGUGCUGGUGAAGAGGCUCCUGGCCAUCUCCGUGUCCUGCAUCACCUACAUGAGGGGGCUGUUCCCAGAGAGCUCCUACGGAACCCGCUACUUAGAUGACCUGUGUCUAAAAAUUCUCCGCGAAGAUAAAAGCUGUCUGGGAUCAUUGCAGAUAGUCAAGUGGAUUCAAGGUUGUUUUGAUGCUUUGGAGAAGCAGUAUCUACGCAUCGCUGUCCUUGCAAUUUACACCAAUCCCAAGGAACCGGAGGUAGUGACUGAACUGUACGAAUUCAAAUUCAAGUAUAAAAAGAAGGUGCCACAGAUGGACAUCAGCAGCAACCACAGGGAGUUUGUGACUGGGCUGUGCAGCGAGGACAUCAAACAGGCCAGCAGGCUCCUGCUCCGUAAGCUCUACCUGCUCAUGCAGAACCUGGGGCCACUGCCCAAUGACAUCACCCUCACCAUGAAACUCCUCUACUACAACGAUGUCACUCCCAAAGAUUACCAGCCCCCCGGCUUUAAGGAAGAUGCCAGCCCUGGUGACCUGUUGUUUGGAGGGGAUCCUGUCAACCUGAGAGUGGGCUCAGUCUCCACCGACUUCCACCUCAUGAAAGUGAGAGUGAUGACUGAGAAGAAGAGGGUGAGGAAGGCUCACAGCAAGCUGAUCCAGAAGAGAAGCCCUACUGAGAUCUCCUACCAAGGGUUAGACUGUGAGGAGGAGGAAGAGGAGGGGAGCACCAAGAAUCACCCUCUCCCUGUCAGCGUAGAUUCAAGUGAGCAUGAAGGGAACAAAAAUAACACCCCCCCAGGCAGGAAAGUGGAAGCACCUUCUUUGUGCCUUCAAGAUACAGGUAGAAAGAAGAAGGCAGGAAUAAAAGAGACAGGCAGGAUGCCUUGCUCAAGGGCAUCCCAGCAGAUAAACCUCCUGAACCUUGCCUUUAGCCAGGAAGAGGUAACAGGACCUGAGAAGAAAAGGAAGGUCAGUGAACCAGAGAAGCUGCCUCUGAACAGCAGGAAAUUAUGUUCAUUCUGACACAGAAUACAUUUUGGAAGGUGUGAGUUUGCACUGUCAUCUGACUGGUGCAGACCUUUCCUUCUCCCAGUGUUUAACCCUUCCGCGUGCCCUGUGUAUUUGUGAAUGUUUGUCUUGUGAAAACUCUGGAUUGCAGAGAGACAACAAGCCCCAGAAUUGUCAUGGCAUUGUCAACAACCAGCCCUUGUUUGAUGUUCUAAAGUUGAGGAUUUAUAAUUCUGUGCCAGUGGUGUCUGUGUGCUUCUUUCUGCCUCCUUCCCUCACACCUCCCACCUCUCACUGGCUAAAUUCUCUCCUCUGGGGCUGGUGUGUCCUGUGCCACUCUGUCACCCGUGUUGAAUGGCACUAUUUCAAGAUGAACUCUGAGGUGUCAGUGCCAGAGAGCACCAAGUCUCAUGAUCCACUAGAUUGUGCUUAACUCCAUCCUAUCUGCUGUUUCCGGAGCAUAGAUUUUUAUUUCAAAGAAGGGGU